AUGAUUUCAAAAUGGUUAUUUCUGUCUCAGACGUCAUUUAUCCUCAACACUGCUUUACGUAUGAGUGUUUCUAGGUUGCCUUUUGCAAAAGACAUGGAUGAAAGGAUCCUAGAAUGUCCGAUUUGCCUUGAACAAUUCAAAGUGCCCACAAUGCUUCCUUGCCAACAUUCUUUCUGUCAGGAAUGUAUUUUAAAAUACAUACAUGGAAAAGGACGAUUUUGCCCGGUGUGUUCCCAGACAUUUCAGGAACCUGACAUGCGCAAAAACCUUUUGCUCGGACAAAUAAUUGACAGCACGAAUAUGGUAAGCCCAUUAUUCACUUUUUUUGUAACUUGUUGA
Mesocestoides corti is the source of this 339-nucleotide messenger RNA. Lineage: Eukaryota; Metazoa; Platyhelminthes; Cestoda; Cyclophyllidea; Mesocestoididae. The record is from the annotation of a GenBank genome assembly.